CUUGUAAGGACUAAGGGCGGCGGCAGCAGUGGCAGUCGUUAUAAAGUGACUGCUCGCUGUGUGCCGGAAGUAAACAUAACAUCGCCGAUAGAUGGUCGUUAUAAACAAUUACAAUUUCCCCCACUAACACCACAACAACAGUUACUACAAACAAAACCACCAACAACAUUAUUAUCAUCCACAGAACCAAAAAAACAACAAGAACAAGAACAAAAUCAAAAUCAUCAACAACAGCAACAGCAGUCCAAAAAAUAUUACAUCAAUAGUAACAAUAAUACGAGUACUAACAGCAACAAAAACAACAGCAAAAGAGCAACAUUAGUGGAGGAGGAGGACUUUAAUGAGUUGACAGCCGUGCCGACAACAACAAUUCUCAUAGCAACAAACGCAAAUACACCAACACCAAAUUCUACAAAAAUUAUUACAAAACAUUUGCCGCCUUUAAGGCUGACUACAGAGGAUUCGGCAGCAGCAACAACAACAAUUGUUGUACCGACAAAAAAUGUUCUUCUACGCCAACAAGCAACACAACAUUAUACAAAACCCACUACACCGACAACAACUGUUUCAUUUAAGGAAACAUCAACAGAAGAAGUAGAUUCAACAGCCGUUACAACGAAUCCAACAACUAAUUCAAUUGAAGAAAAUCCGCCAACAGAAUUCACACCUCUAGUAUCUGAAUUGGCAGAAACAAGCUUUCUACAAUCGACAAACACAAAUACGAAAAGUUCUCCUAAAAAAAAAACAACGAGUGCAAACGCCACUAAUACUGCAACUUCACCAAUUGUCAUAAGCACCUAUCAACCAGUUGCUACUGCGCACGCCGCCGCCCCAUCAACGACCACCACAUACAGUCACAAUUCAAAGACUACUCGCUCCUGGCCUGUGAUAUAUCGUAAUCCACAUCACUGUGACUACGAAGCAUUAUAUGUACAGGCUUCAACAAAACAGCAGCCAGUUCAGCACUCUUCUGCAACAUAUUACACUCCACCAGUAGCUACCACAAGUGUACCAUUCAAACAAAACUGCUACUCGAAUCAAUUUGCCCAAUCUAUUAUCUACUCAAGUAAUGAAGAUCUAGCAACAGCAAUCAAUGAUUACGGCGGUAGCUACGGUGGUGGUGGCGGCAGCAGCGGCAACAAUCAAACUCAAACAACCUGCUAUUAUUUUUCGCGAAACUCUUAUAACAGCAUUUAUGAACAUCCUUCAGCAGUGGUUGGUAGUACACUACAGUUCGAUCCAACCACAGCUGCGACGACAGCAGCUGCUGCAGCUGCAGUUGAGAGUCUAAGACGAAGUAAUAGCAAACUGCUGCGUAAUAGCAGUUGUACAAAAAUAAUGCAACAGACUGGUGGAGGCAUUGUUGAAACACCAACCUCAAUUACUUCUGCUAUGGACGGAGUCAGUGCUGUUGGCAGUUCAACAUGUUGUACUAGUUGUUGCAUGGGUCCACCACCGGUACUUUUUCUAUUCUUCACAUUGCUGAUGACUACCAGCGCUACAGCAAUGCUUUGCGCAGCAAUAAUGACUGAUCAUUGGGAGCAUGUCACGUGGGAUCGCGACAGCUUGGAUCGUUAUACAAAUCGAUCUGGGUUACAUUUAGAAUGGAUGCUGAACGAUAAAAUUGCAAUGCUUAAGGCAGAUAAAAGGGAUCAUCGUUUCCGACGUGAAUCGGUUUUUCUAGUGCCCAUGCAUGGAGGAAUUUGGACUUUGUGUAUUGACUUACCAUUGCCUGAACUGCAAGAAUUACGAAGAAAUCCAAAAUUUCCGCGUGGUGCACCGCCAUGUGUCAAUUACUUAGCAGGUUCAAUGGAAAAUGCCCGGGGAGAAGAACAACGUAACGAUUGGCAACAUAGUGAGUCACAGACUACAUUGCAGCCCCAUCUAAGAAUGCAAAAUCUCUCGAUUUCAUGCUCUUUGGUAUGCCUAAUUAUAUUGGGAAGCGCUGCAUUAGUCGGCGCCUUUGGCGUUUGCCAACGUCAAAUAAGUGCAAUACUUAUCACUGGAGUCAUGUAUUUAUUAGCCGCUCUUUUUGCACUUUUUACACUUAUGAUCAUACAUUUUAAACGACAACAAGGACGUCCUAUGCUUGACAGUGAUUAUGAUGGCACAGUGGAUGGAAUUGUAGCACGACCAGGAGGUGUCGCUAUAAUGGCAAAACCACUUCUGGGUGCUCGCAUUUUUUUAACAUCAUGGAGUUUGGACCUAGGUUGGGGUGGUGUUGUGUUAUGUGCCAUAACAUCAGUUCUAUGGAUAUUAUUAUCAAAAAUUAUGCGAUAUAAUCCGUUUUCGGCACUCAUGAUUUAGUAAAAUUUAAAAACAAAAAAGGGAAUAAUUAAAAUAAAA
Messenger RNA from Teleopsis dalmanni, 2346 nucleotides. Its product is annotated as probable serine/threonine-protein kinase nek3. The transcript has 5 exons. NCBI's taxonomy places the organism in Eukaryota, Metazoa, Arthropoda, Insecta, Diptera, Diopsidae. The annotation marks the transcript as partial. The record is from RefSeq and is a predicted model, not a curated record.